UCAAACAAGCCUCAGAGCGGAGCUUCGAAAGCUUUACAUCUCAGUAUCCAGCAGCACAUCACUAGUUUGCUUUUCUUUCGAUUUCUUUAUGAUCAUAAGACCAAGCAAAGGUGCGGAUGGUGAGACAAUGUCGAAAGUGGUGAUCGCGUACGGGUGGGAAUGCCAGCAGUGAGGAAGUUCGCGACAUGCUGAUCGGCUUUAAAUUUGAGGAGGCUUUCCAAUUUCACAUGUCCAUACACUGAAGUGUCUAAUGGCCUCCAGCUCAGGCUGAGACAGGAAUCUGAGAAGAGAAGCUCGGACACUUAAAGAGAGAGAAGAAUUUCCCACAGAGAAUGGCCUCAGAGUGUGUGCGUGUUAAGCUGGAGGAUCACGAAGAAAGAAUUUCAGUUUUUAAAGUGGAGGAGGAGUGCAAGGGGGUGACUGCUGCCAUUAAAGCUGAGGAUUUGAAUGAUUUCUCCGGUAGUUUUGAACUUCAAAAGCAUGAAGCUGAGGAUAUUUUCAAGCAAGAGGCCUGUGAAGAAUCUCCAUCCAGUUUACAGCCCUGGUCCACUAAUACAGGACGACUGGCAACGCAGGAGAAUUCUGCAGAGCUGAAAACAGAGUUAUCAGAGUCUGAAGAGAAAAUCACCGAAGGAAAUGGGAGAGAAGGAGAAGAGUCACCUGGGAUUGUUGGAAUAAAUUUACAGAAGAACAGCAGCUUCUCUUCACCUUCAUUUGGUCAGACGUCUCCUGUACACAGAGAGAAAGGCAUGAAGAAAUCAGCAAGAGGAUCAGAGAAGGUGACAGCAGCCUUUUUGCAGUACAGUUCUCUCCCUGCUACUGGAGUAACACAGACAGAAACCAUCAAAACUGAUCAACAGCAAAAUGUGGUAAGUCGUUCUCAAGGAGAGGCCAUCUUCAGGACCACAGAAAAAUCCACACAGGAGAAAAACCUUAUUGCUGUCUAG
Polypterus senegalus (gray bichir) is the source of this 947-nucleotide messenger RNA. RefSeq lists its product as uncharacterized. Lineage: Eukaryota; Metazoa; Chordata; Cladistia; Polypteriformes; Polypteridae. The record is from RefSeq and is a predicted model, not a curated record. The transcript is spliced from 4 exons. Bases 333 to 947 code for a protein of 204 amino acids.